This is a messenger RNA of Macrobrachium nipponense, 999 nucleotides long. RefSeq lists its product as uncharacterized. The record is from RefSeq and is a predicted model, not a curated record. Gene Ontology annotation, cellular component: vacuolar membrane. Gene Ontology annotation, molecular function: L-amino acid transmembrane transporter activity. Bases 124 to 999 code for a protein of 291 amino acids. The transcript has 7 exons. Gene Ontology annotation, biological process: amino acid transmembrane transport. Lineage: Eukaryota; Metazoa; Arthropoda; Malacostraca; Decapoda; Palaemonidae.
UUAGCACCUUCACCAGUCGACUCGGCUCACCUGUUAGUCAGUCAGUCAGUGUGAUGCUACGUCCCGAGUAGUAGAUGAGAGAUCCGCACUGGCACCUUAAUUAUCGUUGUUAUUGUUGUUGUUAUGGGGGUCAAUCGACCUGGAAUGGGCAUCACAAGCCCUACAAAGAUUAUCGCUAAUAUAUUCGUCUCCUUUAUUGGUGCCGGAAUGCUCGGAUUGCCCUUUGCCUUCAAAGAAUCUGGUAUUAUGGAGGGUGCCCUAAUAAUGGCUAUAGUUGGAUACCUUAGUGUAGCAGCUAUGUUGAUGCUGAUUGACUGCAAGUAUGCCAUUUUAUCGUCUGGUGGAAGAGCUGGUGGACGUUCAAUUAUAAUGGAUACAAAGGUACCAUUAAUACCUCCAGAUUCUUCUGAUGAUGAAGAUGAAGAUGAGCGACAUCCUCCGACUCCAUCCACAGACCUUACUUAUGGGGAUGUUGGCCUAUAUGCUUUUGGACCUGGUGGUAAAAGACUUGUUGACAUAGCUGUUGUCAUUUCACAAAUAGGUUUCUGUUGUGGUUAUCUGAUUUACCUCUGUAAGAAUCUUAAUGUGUAUAUCCCGCAAGUUAGUCAACGUGUCUGGCUGUUGUUACUUAUACCACCAUUGUACUUGCUCACACUCCUACGACAUCUCAACAAAUUGGCCGUUUUCAGUUUGUUUGCUCAGGUUUCAAAUGUAUUUGCUCUGGCAGUAGUAUUCUGGUUUGACUUCUCCCACUCUGAAAAGGUCCCCUUUCGACUAAAGGAGUUCUCCUUAGUUGGUUUUCCAUUCUUCUUUGCAGUGGCCAUCUACUGUUAUGAGGGAGCAGGAAUGAUUUUAUCUUUAGAAGAGUCUGUAGCAGAGAAUAAACGUGAAAAGUUCCGGCCCAUUUUUAUAUGUACCAUGACGGGACUGACGACACUGUACAUCUGUUUUGGAGUAUCAGGCUAUGCCUCUUUUGGACGCCCUCACACAAUAUCAUAA